Messenger RNA from Doryrhamphus excisus (bluestripe pipefish), 2275 nucleotides. RefSeq names its product metalloreductase STEAP4-like. Gene Ontology annotation, molecular function: ferric-chelate reductase (NADPH) activity; cupric reductase (NADH) activity. The record is from RefSeq and is a predicted model, not a curated record. Gene Ontology annotation, cellular component: endosome; plasma membrane. Gene Ontology annotation, biological process: copper ion import. Lineage: Eukaryota; Metazoa; Chordata; Actinopteri; Syngnathiformes; Syngnathidae.
AUGACCGUGACAAGUAACGUAUCAGAGGAGGCCAAACCGGAGCAUCUGACCCUCCAUCAUCUGGGAGGAGGAGGAGGAGGACCUCCUGAACAGGAGCCGCUGUGCAUCUUUGGAACGGGAGAUUUAGGCCGCUCCCUCGGUCUGCGUUUGCUCCAAACGGGCUUCAAGGUGGUAUACGGCAGCCGCAGACCUCAAAGCUGCGGCGCUUUGCCAGACGGAGCUCAGGUGAUGAGGCAUGAGGCCGCGGCCAAGGCGGCGCGGCUCAUCUUCAUUUGUGUUCACAGAGAACAUUACUCGUUCAUGGAGACGCUGACGCCUUAUCUGGAAGGGAAGGUGUUGGUGGACCUCAGUAACAACCUGAAGAAAGGCAUCUACCCGGAAGCCAACGCUGUCUACCUGCAGAGACUGGUCCCUGGAGCCACGGUGGUGAAAGGUCUUAACACUCUCUCUGCUUGGGCUCUGCAGAAUGCUCUUCUGUCAGGAAAACAGGUCUACCUGUGUGGGAACAGUACAGAGGCAAAGCAGGCCAUAGCGGAGGUGGCCACCAAGAUGGGUCUCACAGUUGUGGACAAGGGGUCUCUAUCUGCAGCCAGGGACCUGGAAGACUUCCCCCUGCAGCUCUUCCCAGAGUGGAGACUUCCGCUGAAAAUCGCCAUGGGCCUCACCGCCUUUUUCUACUUCUACCUGCUCAUCAGAGACGUCAUCUACGCCUACGUGGAGCAGGGGAAAGACAUCUCCUACAGAAUCAUGGUGUCCCUGGCCAACAAGGUCUUUCCCAUCGUUUCGCUUGUCAUGUUGUCGUUGUGUUACCUGCCCGGUGUUAUCGCCGCCGUCUUUCAGCUAUACAGAGGAACCAAGUACAGACGUUUCCCUAACUGGCUGGACCGCUGGAUGCUGUGCAGGAAGCAGAUGGGCCUGGUUGCACUGGGUUUCGCUUUCCUCCACGCAAUCUAUACGUUCAUCAUUCCGAUUCGCUACGCUGUCAGGCAUAAACUCAUCUCCCGUGUGGUGGACGAGAUGAAGAACAACAAAACCACCCCGUUUGACUUUAAUGACACAGAAGCAUGGGGGACUGACUCCUUCUACGUCCUGGGCAUCCUGGGGUUCUUCCUUUAUGUCCUGCUCGGCCUAACGUCGCUGCCCUCUGUGGGAGGUUCGCUCAGUUGGAGGGAGUUCAGCUUCAUUCAGUCUAAACUGGGCCACGUAACCUUGUUCAUAUGCACCGCGCACGGUUACAUUUACGGCUGGAAUAAAUUCCUCCGCCCGUCUACGUACAAGUGGUACACCCCCCCGGGCUACAUGCUGUGUCUGGUGGUGCCGUCCGUGGUGCUGCUGCUCAAAAUGCUUCUCCUGCUGCCGUGCGUGGAUCGCACGCUCACUCGCAUUCGACAGGGCUGGGAGCGGAAUCAAUCGUCGAGGGUGGAGACCAACCUGUGACCCCCGCCGCACGCCGUCGUCCAAAGCGACCUCAGCAGAUUUGUUGAUGGAAAGAAACUUUAAUCAACCGUCUUUAUGAGUGAUGCGGAUGAGUUUUGCACAUGCAUUCAAAGGGUAGAUAAAGAGAUAACUUCGGGCAGGUGGAGUAUGUUUAUGCCCUUUGAACAGGCCCCGCCUCCUCUCAUGUGUGCAAUCGUGAGCAAGAUAAGACACGCAAACACACAGGCCUUCCAGGGUAUAAACGUCUCUUUUUUUUCUUUUUUUUUUUUCCCGGAGAUUUGAGAGUUUUUAUGUUCCUCCGAACGUGUCAAAAAUAGACAAAUAUCCCCUGAUGCCAUACAUUGUUUUGAUAAACACAAGCAAUCAUUUCCAUUCCUCUCCCUCCAAGUGGAGCAUCCCUGAAGCUGUUCUCGUCUCUGGGUGCGUCUCAUUGCCUAAAUCGGCCUCUCUCUCUCUCUCUCUCUCUCUCUCUCUCAAGGGCACUCGCACAAAAUUACAAUAAAGUGUUCACCGUAGUGUAACGCAGUCCCUCAGCCAGUGUGAUUAAACACACUUCACACGGUCUAAAUCGGUGCUCUACAAGGAGAGCCAGGUUGAGUUCUUGUGUACUGUGCGAGCAAACAGAGCGUAAAAAAAAAAACAUGACACAUGAUACACUGUUGUGCAUGUAUCAGUGCUGUUAAGUGUCUCUCCUCGCCGACGCGUCAGUCAUCGUCAGUGUUAUUGAGUCUUGAUGAUUCACUGUUAUGUAUCUAUAGGAUAUAAAGCAAUGCAAUAAUGAUAAACAAUGGUACGUCAUGUAUUCUUAUAUGUCUUCUUAUAGUGUAAUAAUGCAUGU